Messenger RNA from Rana temporaria (common frog), 1745 nucleotides. RefSeq names its product stromal cell derived factor 2 like 1 (gene SDF2L1). The transcript has 3 exons. Bases 125 to 775 code for a protein of 216 amino acids. NCBI's taxonomy places the organism in Eukaryota, Metazoa, Chordata, Amphibia, Anura, Ranidae. The record is from RefSeq and is a predicted model, not a curated record.
CGCCUUUUAGUGGGCGGAGCGAGACAGAUCGGCCCGUCCUCCUUCUGCUGGCGGCAGAUGAUUGGCUAUGUUGGCAGUGUUGUGGGGAUUUACAGGGAAACCGAAGUGACUUGCCGGGGAAGAGAUGCUGUCAGCGGGGAUCGGGCUGCUGCUGCUCGGUGUGUGCUGCCUCUGGUGCCCGGCACAGGGGAGCGAGGAGGAGGCGGAGUAUGUGACGUGCGGAUCGGUGGUGAAGCUGCUUAAUACUCGGCACAAUGUGCGGCUCCAUUCCCACGAUGUCAAGUACGGCUCAGGAAGUGGCCAACAGUCUGUCACCGGUGUGGAGUCAUCAGAUGAUGGUAACAGCUAUUGGAGGAUAAGGGGAAAGGUGAAUGAAGAUUGCCCCCGUGGAGAGCCAAUAAAGUGUGGCCAAAUCAUUCGGCUUACCCAUGUGAAUACUGGGAAGAACUUGCACUCCCACCAUUUCUCAUCCCCUCUCUCAAACAACCAGGAAGUAAGUGCCUUUGGCGAUAAUGGGGAAGGAGACGACUUGGACACUUGGACCGUGCAGUGUGGUGAUAGCGUUUGGGAACGCGAAGACGCAGUGCGUUUCAAGCAUGUUGGAACCAACGCGUAUCUAACCAUUACAGGCGAACAGUACAGUCAUCCAAUCAGAGGACAGAGAGAAGUGCAUGCCAUGACAAAUGCCAAUGCUCACAACUACUGGAAAGCGAUGGAAGGUGUGUUCAUCAAACCAAGCCUCCCUCCAGGGGCAGCCAGGCAUGAUGAACUAUAAAAUAAAUUGGAGCUUUGGUUGAAGACCAGAAUGAUAAAUGCUGACUUGAAGGUUUUCUCCUCCACUGGUUGUCUUAUUACAGACAAGUGGGACUGGACUAUUUUGUUACAUUUUCCAAUAAUUGGAACACUGUACAUACUGCUCUAUGUAUAUUAAAAAAAAAAACAUCUUUAUUAGGAAACCUAUGGGAAGACAAACAUGGAUGCUGCUCAUUUAAAAAAUACUAGCGUCCAUGCUGGUAAUUGGCAUUGACUACUCAACAUUUGCAUCACUGACUAUGAACGGGUAUAGAAAACUGGUUUCAUAUCUGUUUACAGUCACUGUUUGAAGAGACAGCCAGGUAGCUAUCAUUUUUAAAAGGUCAGCAAUGGGAGCAUUGAGAUUUGUCUUGGCACAGGUUUCUUUUAAAUCUGAACUCCAAGUUUGAUAAUUGCAUUGUUCUAGCUUGAACUAAGAGAAUAUGCAUUUCCCAUACCAGAGGGUCUGCUGUGGAAGCUGGAAAUCGCAGUAAUAUUCAUCGCUACUAGAGCGAUCGCUGUGAUCCUCCAGGUCCUCUGCCCUUCUGCACUCUGACCACAGGGUCAUUCACUCAGCACUACUACCAUUCACUGAACGCCUUGUUUUGUUUUUUUGUUUUUUUUCAAUGAAUACAAAGUCUUCUGUGAAUGGUCGCAGGGCCAAGCCAGCCAUGUGGUAAGUGGGGCAGUCUCUCAUCAUAAGACCCAGAAGAUCACUGUGUAGUAGCUCUGACUACCACCGUGAUUUCCAGCUUCCAGGGUGGUCCCUCAGGGAUGAAAUAUGCCAUGUGUGUAUGCUACUAAGAUCAUACUUGGAGUUCAGCUUUAAAGGUUAGGGUCACACAAGCAGAUUUUAGGGCACAAGAAAAGAAUCCAUGGUGCGUUUCAGGUGAAUGAAUGACACUGGCACACCACUGUCUUUUAAAAGAUGUAAAAAUAUAGUGAACAGGUAA